Theileria parva strain Muguga is the source of this 1912-nucleotide messenger RNA. It is a transcript of the gene trxr2, whose product is annotated as thioredoxin and glutathione reductase family protein. Gene Ontology annotation, biological process: cellular response to oxidative stress; cell redox homeostasis; glutathione metabolic process. Lineage: Eukaryota; Apicomplexa; Aconoidasida; Piroplasmida; Theileriidae. The record is from RefSeq and is a predicted model, not a curated record. The transcript is spliced from 10 exons. The coding region runs from base 120 to 1862 and encodes 580 amino acids. Gene Ontology annotation, molecular function: thioredoxin-disulfide reductase (NADPH) activity; flavin adenine dinucleotide binding; glutathione-disulfide reductase (NADPH) activity. Gene Ontology annotation, cellular component: cytosol; mitochondrion.
AAAUAACUAAAAAAAAUUAAAUAAAUAAAAUUAAUUAAAAUUAAUUAAAUAGUUGAAAAAAAUUAUUUGAGGUGUAAAUGUGAAGUGUGAAUUGUGAACUGUGAACGGGAAGUUACCCGAUGGAGGAGUUAAUUUGUGAGCUUAAAAUGUUUAAUUUUAAAAGGUUAAAAUUGAUCUCAAGUGCCGUUCCGAGGAUUUUUUUGUCGUCUUAUUUACUCUUUCGGCAGUCUGAUUUCACCCCUCACUCGCUCUGUUAUAACAUCAACUUCCAUCCUUCCGAUCGCACAAUUUCCCUUUUCAAUAAAUAUCCCAACCCUAACACGAGUUUACACUCUCAACACUCCACUUGUUAUUCUACUCCUGUACAACUCCGUAAUCCUAUGGCCCGUUAUGACUUGGUGGUUUUGGGCGGGGGUCCGGCUGGAAUGGCGGCGGCAAAGGAAGCCGCCAGGUUAGGCAAGAGGACAGUACUGUUUGACUACGUGACACCGUCACCCAGGGGUACGUCUUGGGGUGUUGGCGGUACCUGCGUCAACGUCGGGUGUAUCCCCAAGAAACUCAUGCACUACGCCAGCCUACUCAGGAGCACACAAUACGACAGGUUUCAAUAUGGGAUCACAAGCUCACCGGAUCAAGAACAGGUCAACUGGACCAAACUCACACAAACGAUCCAGAAUUAUGUGAAGAUGUUGAAUUUUUCGUAUCGUUCGGGUUUAACGACGGCUGGCGUGGAUUAUAUCAACGCCUACGGCACUCUUAAACAUAAUAAUACUGUAGAAUAUACUCACAAUAAUGAAACUAAGAGUGUGGUGGGUGAAAAGGUGAUAAUAGCGGUUGGUGAGAGGCCUUAUGUGCCGUCAGAUGUUCAAGGUGCUCUGGAAUACGCCAUCACCUCCGAUGAUCUCUUCAAACUCAAUACCUCCCCAGGCAAAACAUUGAUAGUUGGAGCGAGUUAUGUAGCAUUAGAAUGUGCCGGGUUCCUCACAGGCCUAGGAUUCGACGUGGAUGUAUCGGUCCGUAGUAUAUUAUUGAGAGGUUUUGACAGGCAGUGUGUGCGGAAGGUGGAGGAGCUUAUGGAAGCGUCCGGCGUCUCCUUUCUAUACCAGAAACUGCCAACCAAAAUUGAAAAAGUCAACCAACGCCUCAAAGUAACGUUUAGUGAUGGGAGUGUGAAUGAUUACGACACUGUACUAUAUGCCAUUGGACGCAUUCCACUACAAUACACUCAGAAUUUACGGGAGUUGGGUCUGGAGUUUGAUGGGAAUGGUAAUAUAAUAGCGCCUAACGAGGAGACUAAUAUAAAAAAUGUGUACGCUGUUGGCGACAUUGUGUCAAAAGUGCCCAAACUCGCGCCCGUAGCAAUUAAAUCCUCAGAGUUACUCAUUCAGCGACUUUACUCCAAUACAAACACAAAAAUGAACUAUGAGAAUGUGCCGAAAUGUGUUUAUACGCCCUUUGAAUAUUCCUCGUGCGGUCUCACCGAAGAAGAAGCCAUUGAGCGUUUUGGUGAGGAGAACCUGGAAAUCUACCUCAAGGAAUACAACAACUUAGAAAUCUCACCCGUCCACAGAAUCAACAAAAAAACCAACGACGAGUUUGACUAUCCUAUGACGUGUUUGAGUAAAGUAAUUUGUUUGAGGGACGGGAAGAUCGUUGGAAUGCAUUUUGUGGGCCCGAAUGCGGGUGAGAUUAUGCAGGGGUUUUCAGUCCUCUUUACGCUCAAUGCGAAGAAAAGUGACUUGGAUAAGACCGUCGGAAUUCAUCCAACUGACGCUGAAAGCUUCGUUAACCUCACCGUUACCAAGGCCAGCGGCGACUCCUGGGUCGCCACCGGCGGCUGCGCCGGCGGUAAAUGCGGCUAAACCCUCUCCAUCAGUUAGUGUUACACUGGGUGUAAUAUGGUGUAUCCUCC